Messenger RNA from Cucumis sativus (cucumber), 1340 nucleotides. Its product is annotated as caffeoylshikimate esterase. Gene Ontology annotation, cellular component: membrane. The transcript is spliced from 8 exons. The coding region runs from base 143 to 1096 and encodes 317 amino acids. Gene Ontology annotation, molecular function: lipase activity. The record is from RefSeq and is a predicted model, not a curated record. NCBI's taxonomy places the organism in Eukaryota, Viridiplantae, Streptophyta, Magnoliopsida, Cucurbitales, Cucurbitaceae.
UUCAACAACGCCUUUAAUUUAAAUUAAUAUCCAUUCUUCUUUUUCUUCUUCUUCUUUUCUUUCCCUACAUAAAUAUCUUUCCACCAUUUUUUUUCUGACUUCCACUUUCUUCAUCUGUUCUUCCACAGAAAUAUCCUUCUCCAUGGCUGCUCAACAACUAGAUGGCAUCACCUAUGAAGAGGAUUUUCUAUUUAACUCACGUGGGAUGAAUCUUUUCACGUGCAAAUGGCUUCCAAAGGAUAAGGAACCAAAGGCUUUGAUCUUCAUCUGCCAUGGCUAUGCAAUGGAAUGCAGCAUCACCAUGAAUAGCACAGCAAUUCGGCUUGCAAAGGCAGGUUUUGCUGUUUAUGGUAUUGAUUACGAAGGCCAUGGAAAAUCAGAUGGCUUGCAAGGCUAUAUUACAAGCUUUGAUUUUGUAGUGGAUGAUUGCUCCAAUUUCUUCACAGACAUUUCUGAAAGGAAAGAAAACAGGAACAAAAUGAGGUAUCUGUUAGGAGAGUCGAUGGGAGGAGCACUGGCUUUGUUAUUGCAUAGAAAAAAACCAGAUUAUUGGGAUGGUGCUGUCUUGGUUGCACCUAUGUGUAAGCUUGCAGAUGAUGUUAAACCAAGUCCACUAGUUAUAAACAUACUGACAAAGCUUUGCAAUUUUAUACCCACAUGGAAAAUUGUUCCAACCCAAGAUAUCAUUGAUGUAGCUUUCAAAGUUCCUGAGAUUAGAAAUCAGAUCAGAACUAAUCCUUACUGUUACAAAGGGAAACCUCGUUUGAACACUGGGCAUGAACUCCUGAGGAUCAGCUUAGAUCUCGAGCAAAGACUGGAUGAGGUUUCGUUACCGUUUAUAAUCCUCCAUGGAGAGGAAGAUCGAGUGACCGAAAUGUCGGCGAGUGAGCAACUUUAUGGGAAGGCGUCGAGCUGGGAUAAGAGCUUGAAGAGAUAUCCAGAGAUGUGGCAUGGAUUGUUGUAUGGAGAGACAGAUGAGAACAUUGAUGUUGUGUUUGGAGACAUAAUUGGUUGGUUGGAUGAAAGAUGUGCUUUGGGAAAUUCAAGGAUAGAAAAGCAGCUCAAGGCUGAAUGUGAUGAUCUCCAAAUCAAAUGAUUUCAGAGAUUUUUUGUUGUGUAUAUGUUGUUUCUCAUUGAGACCAAAGUUCUUUUCUUAUGUUUUAUUUGUAAAAGUUGUUUACAUAUAAGGUGAAAACAACAUGUAAAAGUAAAAUGUGUAAAAAAAAGUGAAUGUGUACUAUAGAUUAAAGGAAGCUCAUAGAAAUAGACUUUGUAUUUGAAGGAGUUGGUGUAACCUAUAUGAUUAAAAACCUCCAAUUUUAUGUCUUAUUUAUUACUUA